CUCUUGUGUUCAUACGGGGACGUGUCUGCAGCUUUGAUGCACAUGCUGAUGGGAGAUCAGAUUACAGGCAUCAGACCGCAGGCUUUCAUCUGAGCUUUGACUUCAGGGCUGGACUCUGGACGGGUUCAGACCUCAGCGGCGAGCGCACUGGAUCACAUCCCGUUCCCGAACAGUUUUCCGUAGGAGACGGCGAUCUCGCGAGCGACUCGUUAAUUAUCGUGUUUGUGGGAAAGACCUUUCACAAUGCCCCGGGCUUUGAUCCUCUCCGGUUUUCCUCUUCAGAGGAUACUCGUCCUUCAACUGUGUGUUAUGUUUGCAGUCAUGGCAGAGGAGAGAAGAGAUUGCAGGGAACAGGAAUACAAGGAUAAGUUUGGAAACUGUAUUCCCUGCCGGCAGUGUGAUGCUGGACAAGAGCUAUCCAAGGAAUGUGGCUUUGGCUAUGGGGAGGAUGCCCAGUGUGUGCCCUGCAGAGCCAGUCGCUUCAAAGAGGACCGCAGCCUGCAGAAAUGCAAGCCCUGUCUGGACUGUUCCCUCCUCAACCGCUUCCAGAAGGGGAACUGCUCCACCACCAGCAACGCCGUAUGCGGAGACUGCCUGCCCGGAUUUUACAGAAAGACGAAGUUGAGUGGAUUCCAGGAUAUGGAGUGCAUCCCGUGUGGAGAUCCGCCACCACCAUAUGAACCACACUGUAUGGGGCGAGUUAAUUUUGUCCCGGUCCAGCCUGCGGUGACCAGCCCCAGGGACAUGGCUCUAGCUGCGGUCAUCUGCAGUGCGCUGGCCACCGUCCUGCUCGCCCUCUUCAUCCUGUGUGUCAUCUACUGUAAGAGACAGCUGCUGGAGAAGAAACCAGUUUCAUUGAGGUCCCAUGAGGGUCCUUAUGUGGGGUCCGAGCUGUCUUGUCUGGAUCGGAGGGUUCUGGAGUUUUCCCAGCGGCCUUGUUGUCACUGCCGUCACGGCUCCAGACAGACCUGCGGUCCUGUGCACCUGAUCCCGUCUCUGUGCUGCGAUGACACCUGGAGCCAGAACCGCGGCCGAGAGAGUCGGCCCUAUCACUCUCAGAACAGUCUCAAUGAAGGAUUGGUGAAUCCAUCACUGGGCAGCAGCCAGGCAGAUGUGGGAUGUGCACCUGAUGAGGCCUGGCCGCUCGUUCAGACCUUCACAACCUCAGACAAUCCCUCAGAGUCCACACAGAGAUGCCCCUCGUGUGACGAGGACGAGGAACGAGACGUGACCCCAGCUGAGCCUGAGGAUGGGUCAAACAAUCGGCUUCUACAGCCACAGCUGUCUGCAACUGAAGGAUGACCUGCUCUUAUCUCACCUGUUGGUCUCUGAGAGCCACUCUGGAGGUAGAACGAGCAAAGGAAGAUCCCACCUCAGAUUACAUCAGGCCACACACACUGAAAACGUGUGUUUUGCCAUCAUUCUCCAGCCGUGUGUGACACUGGCCAACAGCAGCCUAAAGAGACUUUAUUAAUGUGUAAACAAAACCACACAAGACAAAAGAUUGCUGUCUUUUGUAAAGAAAGCACUAGAUAGUUCUGUACCCCAGCACUGACUACCUGUUGAGGUGGGUUGAAGUUAAGGUUCAGCUGCAGGUAUUGGUUGCAGUCGACCCGAAUGGUUUGUAUUGCUCUUUGCAGUACAUUCCAGUUCCAUAGAUCAAACUGCGCAGCGUGUGUGUGUGUGUGUGUGUGAGCUCCAGUGUGUUGAAUUGUAGAUACUGUAUGAUAGGAAAUAGAAGGACAAUAUUUUUUAUAAUGUAGAUACUCAUCUUGUGCCUUCACUCUUGCUUUUCGUAAUGAUGUAUGGUGAACUCAUACAAACCUUAUGAAUGGUGUUGCUCAUUAAAUUUGUAAAUAAAACUUUAUAAGCUUU
Molecule: messenger RNA, 1875 nt
Organism: Onychostoma macrolepis
Lineage: Eukaryota; Metazoa; Chordata; Actinopteri; Cypriniformes; Cyprinidae
Gene: tnfrsf19
Product: tumor necrosis factor receptor superfamily, member 19
Exons: 11
Coding region: 244-1302 (352 amino acids)
Biological process (GO): positive regulation of canonical NF-kappaB signal transduction; positive regulation of JNK cascade
Cellular component (GO): plasma membrane
Molecular function (GO): signaling receptor activity; protein binding
Source: RefSeq, a predicted model, not a curated record